This is a messenger RNA of Mercenaria mercenaria, 4148 nucleotides long. RefSeq names its product neprilysin-1-like. Gene Ontology annotation, biological process: protein processing. The transcript is spliced from 22 exons. Gene Ontology annotation, cellular component: plasma membrane. Lineage: Eukaryota; Metazoa; Mollusca; Bivalvia; Venerida; Veneridae. The record is from RefSeq and is a predicted model, not a curated record. The coding region runs from base 711 to 2927 and encodes 738 amino acids. Gene Ontology annotation, molecular function: metalloendopeptidase activity.
CGAUAUAGACGAGGCAAAUUGUUUCGUUGCGUAUAUAAAUGAAAAAUAUAUCGUUCAUCUCGCUUCAUGUAUCAUCGACAUUGCGUCGGUGGUUGCAGAGCUCAUUUCGCACGUGAGAGUUAAUUGUUCUUACAUAACCUUACACUUAAUUGAUGUUAAUGGACCUACCUUUUAGUGGAUUUGAUUAUUCCGAAGAGUUAGCUUUUUAGGGAAGAGUGUUUCACAAUGAGAAAGAUGAUAGCGAAAUGUAAAAUAGAUAUGUAAAAAAAAGGUUUUAUAUUUAAAUAUUUUACGCAACAGUCGUUAUUAAGAUCGGAUUACAUGUAGUGUAUUGAAAAAAAAAAUCAAAUAUAUACAGGGAAAUGAAAAGAGGAUUAUUUUGCGAGUGAGAUAUAGUUAUUAUAGCGUAUGAAGAAACUUCUUCGGAGAUUUGUUUGGUUCCAAUUUUGAAACAGCUAUAUAUUUCCACGUGUUAAUUGUGAAGGAGAAAAAUACACGAUAUCAGUUCUAAAAAUAAACGUUAUAUACAGUUUAUAUAACGUCUUACGUUCUGUCAACAGGUGGUAAUUAGUGUGUAACAAUAAAAACUGCAUUAGCACAGACUUUUGAUCGUAACGUUAAUUGGCCAACACGAGUAGCUGUUCCCAAAAUAUACGUAUCAUUAGGAAGUCUGUUGCAUACUGCAUGUUGGCUUAAUUACUACUGCAAACAUGGGUGAUGAUGUGAAAUUUAGAAAUGGAUAUAAAGCAUACAUACGUCGGCCGUUGUGGAUUAUCGCUGGAUUUGUCAUUCUACUUCUAUUGAUAAUCAUUAUCAUACUUGCUGCUCUUCUGGCUCGGAAAUCUGGGGACACGAAACAAACAACUGAAAAAGAAGUCUGUGAAGAUGAACACUGUAUUAAAACAGCAUCACGUUUACUCGGAGCCAUGCGCACAGAGAUCGAUCCUUGUGACAAUUUUUAUGAGUUUGCGUGUGGCCAAUGGGUGGACAAACAUAGAGUACCAGAAGACAAGGGGUCCAUUGAUACCAUGGAGGAGGUAUCUGAUAGAUUGGAAAGAGAUUUGCAAGAUCUCCUAGAAUCACCAGCCGAUAAUGAUAUAGAACCAAUCAGGAAAGCCAAGACAUUCUACAAAGCAUGUAUGGACACAGAAUCUAUAAAUGCUCAGGGACAUCAGGAUAUGUUAAAAUUUAUCUCUAACCUUGGUGGCUGGCCUGUCCUGGACAAAGCUUGGCAGGGAUCAACAUUCGAUUUAGAAGAAAGCAUAGCCAAUGCACGACAGUAUACGACAAACUUUGUCUGGCCCAUUCCUCAUGGUAUUAUGAUGGGCUUAAAUAUCUUGAAUGACUACAAAGUUUACGGAAAACAUGUUCUCUAUUUAGAUCAGCCGUCACUGUUAAUGGAAGGAAGAGACAUGUAUCAGAAUGAUCAACUCAUCAACGCCUACGUUAAAUAUACCACAGAUGUUGCAAUAGCCCUAGGUGCUGAAUCGGAUGUCGCUACAACACAGAUGAAAGAACUUGUUGAUUUUGAAAAAGAAAUCGCACAGAUCACGGUAGCUAUAUCCGACAGACGGGACAUGGAUGGUAACUACAGGAGAAUGAAUGUAUCCAGCCUGUCAGAUUUAUACCCAAAGUUUGAUUGGUUGCGGUACCUUAAAGCUACAUUCCGUGAUACACCUGUUACUAUUGACGACAACGAGCCCGUCGUUCUCUGGAUGAAACCUUAUUAUGAUCAGUUGUUUCCAUUACUGGAAAAGACACCAAACAGAACGAUCGCAAAUUAUAUCGUCUGGAGACUGAUAACGAAACAAUUUAUCACCCUGGAGGAACAGUUUAGUCUCAUGAAGCUGCAGUUUAGAAAGAAUACAGAAGGAGUCAAGCAGUUGAAGCCCAGAGGCUUACGCUGCUCUGAAUCCACCAACCACUAUCUGGAUCAUGCCACCGGACGCAUGUAUGCUGAGAAAAUAUUUGGACCUAAAGAGAGAGACCAUAUGUUAGAGCUGAUAAGUUAUCUCAGAAGAAUAUUCAAAGGCAUUGUAAACACAGCUGAUUGGAUGGAUGACGUUACAAAACAAGAAGCUUUGAAAAAGUUAGAGGCAAUGAAAUCUCUCAUAGGGUUUCCAAGUUUUAUCUUUAAUGAUACAGUACUGACAGAGACGUAUUCUAACGUGACGGUUUCCCCAACAAAUUUCUUUGAGAACUUGAGGAGUAUACGGCGGUAUGUUGGCUUGAAGCAGCUUGCAGAGUUGCGCCAGCCAAGUUAUGAGAGGUGGCCAGAAAGACCAGCUAUUGUUAAUGCGUUUUAUCACAGUGGCCUUAAUGCUAUAGUUUUCCCUGCCGGUAUUUUACAGAGCCCGUACUAUGACAUCAACUAUCCAUCUUCUAUCAACUUUGGAGGUAUUGGCUUGGUGAUAGGCCAUGAAAUAACGCACGGGUACGAUGCCUCAGGUCGUGCAUUUGAUGCUAAGGGUUUGCUGCACAACUGGUGGAGCAACUAUUCUCUACAAAAUUAUAACGAGAAAGCGGCCUGUGUUAUAAACCACUACAGUGAAUUUAAAGUUCCAAAAAUUAAUAUGAAUAUAAAUGGUAAUACGACAUUAAGUGAAAACAUCGCUGAUAUAGGGGGAAUCAAACAGAGUCACCUGGCAUACAAAUUGUGGCUAAAAGAGAAUAACAAUAAGGAUAAACAACUACCGGGUCUUUCAAAGUAUUCCGAUGAGCAACUGUUCUUCAUCAACACUGCACAGCUAUGGUGUUCGAAGUUUACAGAUGAAGCUGCCAGACGAAGUGUUCUAACCAGUGUCCAUAGCUUACCUAUGUACAGGGUUCUUGGAGAGCUGAGAAACUCGCAAGGCUUCUCGGAGGCAUUUAACUGCCCAGUUGGAAGUUAUAUGAAUCCUGAUCAACCAAAGUGUUCGCUCUGGUAACUGGCUUUCUUGUGCUGCCAGUUAUAUGGCUGUAUACAGCGACAUUUGAAAUGGGCGAAAAGUUACAUUUGAAAUGGGCGAAAAGUGACAUUUAAAAUGGGCGAAAAGUGCAGUAAAAUAUUCAAAACUAUGACCACCUGUGUCAUUUUAUAAUUUCUUAACAGUCGUUCCAUAAUCUCUUUUGACACGUAACAAUGAUGCAAAAAAAUAUCAAGAUACGAGUACUGCGCAUUUAUUCUAAAGAUGAGCAUUGAUAUGAAUUGCAAUAUGUCGAUUAUUGUAUGCGUCCAGGAAUGUUUUUUAAUUCUAGUUCGAGACUUGUUAAGAAUUUUGUGUUAUAUUUUACGUGUGUUAAAAGGACAAAGGUAGAGCUUCAACUGCCAAGUUCUGGUCAAGUCGCGUUGUUUAAUCUUGGAAAUAUUCCGAAGCCUUUCAGACUAUAUGAAAUGGUCGCUCUAAAAAGGGAUCAGGAAGGAUCAUUUUAUGUUUGCUUUAAGUCUUUGUUAAGUACACAUAAGUAUUGAAGAGGCGGUCAUUUUACAAACAUAUUUUUAAAAGAAAUGAUACGAGAGAGGAUGGGUUUUUUUCUUUGUAUAUUUUGUUGUUAAUACAGGGGUUUCAUUAAGGAUUGCGGGGAGGGCAUUUUCCCCUGUCCCCACCCUCCCAAUAUAGUGGACUGAAGCCCGAACCACAUGUCCUGUGUAGCUGGUAAAGUUCUAAAUAGGAGACCCUCCAGACCUCUCACUACUUUGCAACUUCCGUCUUCUACUUCAAUACUUAAUGAAACCCCUGUUAAUAUCAUGGUUUUAUUACUAGUACCUCAUGUAUGUCUGUUAUAUAUGUGUAAUUAAGGGGUUUCUGUAUACAUUAACCUUUACCCUGCUAAGAUUCUAAAAUGGACCGGUCCAUCAUUCAAUUUGGGCAGAACCACUUAUUACCCAAAGGGGUGUUUACUGAAAAUAUACUGACUGAACAGCGAACAGUAGAGACCAUGAUCAGCGUGCAUGGAUAUGCAGUCUGAUCUUGGUCUGCACUGGUCGCAAAGGCAGAAUCACUUGCCACCGGCAGGCUGAAGGUUAAAGCUGUAAUGUAGGUUCUGUUUCAUUGUUUUCGUAUGUUUUGUUAUGUACAUAAAGGCUGUAAAUAUCUUUUACCCCCGUACACCAUACGUGAUGUAUAUAGUUCUUUUAUUCCUGUAUGUAAUAAAAUUUAUUUUUCUAA